Messenger RNA from Girardinichthys multiradiatus, 2630 nucleotides. RefSeq names its product mal, T cell differentiation protein a, tandem duplicate 2 (gene mala.2). The record is from RefSeq and is a predicted model, not a curated record. Gene Ontology annotation, molecular function: structural constituent of myelin sheath. Gene Ontology annotation, biological process: myelination. Gene Ontology annotation, cellular component: membrane. Bases 687 to 1145 code for a protein of 152 amino acids. NCBI's taxonomy places the organism in Eukaryota, Metazoa, Chordata, Actinopteri, Cyprinodontiformes, Goodeidae. The transcript has 4 exons.
UUCCAGGUACUCUGCUUCCUCCCUCAGUCGAAAUACAAGCACAUUGGGUUUAUUGGUUUCUCUAAUUUGCCCUUAGGAGUGUGUUUAUGUGUGUGAGUGUAGAUGGUUGUUAGUCCUGUGUGUCUCCUUGUUGCCAUGUGAUAGACUGGUAACUUGUCCAGAGUUUGCCCCACCUCUUACCCGAGAGAUGGCACCAGCCCCCUGCGACCCCACACAGGUAUGGAUGGAUGGAUGGAUGGAUGUGUUGAGAGUGCAGAGGCAGUAAAAUGCUCUCUCACUCUUUUGACUGAGGUACAGAAGAAACAAUAAAACAGGGUACAGUCAACACUAAUUAGUAUGGCUAAACAUGUGAGAAAGCUUUAAAAAAAAAAAGCAGUUAUUGAUGUAACAAAGUUUUAGACAAGUGCUGGCAUUUGUUUUUGUUGUUGGCAGCAGAUGUUCCUCCGGUUGCCAUGGUGAUAAAGUGGCCUCUGGUCAAACAUUAAUAGGUGUUUCUCUCAGUGAUAUCUCCGUCAGUCUGUAUCAGGACCUCAGAUUAAUCCUAACCCUUCCUGGUGUGGGAGCCACCAGGCGUGUCUGCGGUCCUCUGAUGGAGAUUCCGGUUUUUCCAGUCGGCUCUUACUGGUUUAAAGGCUAGCAGGUCUGAAUCCCGCUCAGUCUCCCUUCAGCGGUACUUCACCGUAGUAAUGGCUUCAAACACUGUCACGAUGGGUCACCUGCCCAGCGGCAUGGGGAUAUGCACCACCAUCCCGGACAUCCUCUACGUACCAGAACUGAUCUUUGGUGGUCUAGUGUGGAUCCUGGUGGCGUGCACGUACAUAGUGCCAUAUAACCCUCAGGCCUGGGUCAUGUGUGUCUCUAUCUUCUGCUUCCUUAUGACCUUCGUCUGGUUGGUGGUGUUUGCCUGUGGGAGCCACCACAACUCAAGUGGCUGGGCAGCUGCAGACUUCAUCUACCAUGGUAUUGCUGCCAUGUUGUAUCUCAGUGCUUCAGUUCUCUUGGCAAUUGUGACUCUGGCCUUCAAAUCCAAUCCAGCCACCUACGUGUACAAGCUGGAUAUCUCAGCAGUUGUUUUCUCAUUUGUGGCAACUCUCCUCUACGUCAUCCACACGAUACUGUCUGCCAUUCGAUGGAAAUCUUUCUAGAACCUCCCUCCUGUCACAGCCUCAUGAAGACGUACCACACAGAACUGACUUUAUAUUGCUGUACAUAAAAACUGUGGCCUACUGACAUGAUGGGAAUGCUGAGAGUGAUGGAGACUGCAAACCUAUAUUUUUUUCUGAGGAAGCUUUGAAGCAACAUCUAGUUUAUCAUAGCAUCUGACCUUUGAAGUGGAUGUAGAACAACAUGAGCUCCCAGCUGACCCAGAGUUGCUUUGUCAACAGAUCAACAGAACCCAGACAUGACUGACCCAUUUUAACAGAUGUGACAGAGCAGAAUAUAUACCAACCCAAUUUGUUAAAAUGUCUACUUAAGAAAUUUCCCCAAAUAUUUAACACUAUAUGAUAAUAAAUUCUCCUAAAGUAAGGUUAAUAUUAUACUCUGUGAUUGAAGUAUGUUUUUGUUUUGCAUUUUUAAAAGGUACAUUAGCUUGCUUAGUAACUUUUACCCCAUAAAUAGGCUAAAUGUAAGGUUUCAUAUAUACCAGAUACUGCUUUUUACUGCCUAACAUGUCAAAUAAAAAUGCAUUACGUUUUUAGUUUUCUUCCCUAACUAAAACACAUUAGUUUAGGAAAUGUUCAUAACAAAAAAAAGUCCAGUAAAUCUAUUUUUUUGUAUUUUUAUAUAUUUACUGUCAUAACAUUUUCCAAUAUCCUUUAAUCUGAUGUGAAAUUUGGUAUGCAUUAAAAAGUAAACAAAUUCAGACUAUCAGCAAUGGUGAUUUGAUAUAUUUUUGUAGUCUUUGUAAAUUGUAAAACUCAUAUAAAAUAAAAUAAUGCAUUGUUUUGUGUUGAGACAAUUAAAAUAUCUUUUGUUUUUCUCCAAAACCUCUCAAGACCCCUGCUUCGUACUUGUACAGUAUACUGAAAGGACCAUGAUCUGGUCAGUGUUGGGCAUUCCUAACAUAGCUGAUGGCUCUCAGCUGAAUCAUGUCAGUGAAGGAAACACAAAACAAAAAUUACACUGUGAACCCGAUAAAUGAUAAAACUGAAGUGGUGAAAAUGGAGACGCUAAAAUCAAGGCAGUGAAUAAAAACAGGCAACGUUAAAUUUGAUAACCUUAAUAUUUAUAACAUUAAUAUUCACCAUGUUAUCAUUUUAAUGCCCUCCAAAUUCACAGAUUCUAAUUUUCACAGAGGAGAAAUUAAUCACAUCUUGGUUUUUACGGGACUCAAUUUUUCCAUGUUCAGUAUUUCACACCUUCAAUUUGUUUCUAGUUAAUUUUUGUUACUUUGACCCUUCAUACCUGUUUACAUCCCUAAUUGCUACACUGUAUGCUUCCCUGUUGCUGCCUAGCUCCAUGUCCGUGUUCCUGUUCUGGCUUACCCAUGUAAGUUAUUAUUAUUAAAAGAAGAAACCUUUCAACUCACCAUGCAACUUAUGAGUGUCAGACCGCACAUUGGUCCAAACAAACCACAAUGAUUUAUGACAAAAAUUAUAACUAAAUAAAAGAAAGAAAUCAAAUUAAAA